UUAUCUCUGACCAGUAAGUCAUUUAAAGAAAUCCCGCGCGAGCCUGCCUUGAUUCCUUGUAUUUACUAGUGCUUACAUCGCACACACCACCUUCGUAGCGCGCGCCGAAAUUCGGACAGGGGAGCCCAGCCUUGAAAUGGGGUCGUGUUCCCGCCAACGGGCAGAAGAAAACCUUUCCCCACACAUCAUCCCAUCUCCACUCUUAGGUACCCUGCCAGUGCGCGCCGAGCCGACAAGAUGCCCAUCAGCUACCUGCCUCUUGGCGAUCCCCAUUUGUCUCGGAACUUCCGUCUGCUGAAGAUCCACCCUGCCGGGGAGGGCAGCGUGCUUAAAUGUUCGCUCAAGCACUUCUCUAUCCACCAGUCCCCGCCGUACCGCGCCAUCUCCUACACAUGGGGGAGCCCUUUCUCGGUCGGCGAGCGCAAUGACACCACCAAACUCGAGACCAUCGUAGUCGACGGCAAGCCGCUCGAAGUCAGCCAGAGCGUCGCCUCUGCACUCAAGGCCAUGCGAGACUGGCAUCCAGCCCCUUCGGAAUGGAUCUGGGCCGAUGCCAUCUGUAUCGACCAGUCCAACGUCUACGAGCGCGGUCAGCAGGUCGUGCUCAUGUCGCAGAUCUACUCCCAGGCGGAUACCGUCUUCGUAUGGCUCGGGCCAUCGAGCGAGGACUCGGACAUCGCCUUGGGCCUGCUACGAGACCUGGCGAGUGACCGGCGACAGCCGUACCCGCGAUCUGCGAUCCUCGCCAGAGCCUCUGAUCCUCAACAGACCGGCAGAUGGCGGGCCUUGGCAACGUUUAUGGGUCGGCGGUGGUGGGCGCGUGCCUGGGUCCUCCAGGAAAGCGUCUUGGCUCGCCAGCUUCACUUUGCAUGCGGUAAGACGCUCGUCCACGGUGAUGACGUGCUGAACGGCUUCGACGCCACCGAGGACUACCGGGACAAGAUAUACAACCUGCUGUCCGACGUCCACGGUGUCGCGCUAAACGUCCAUAGCGGCAAUGUGAUCAACGGCAUGAGUCGCAUGAGGACUGCUCGGAUGAUGGGGACUGUCUACAGCAUGCAGAGGUGCCACUUCCGCUCCAUGAGUGCCCAAGCUACGGAUCCUCGGGAUUACGUCUACGCAAAGCUUGGAUUGGCUUCGGAUGGUCAUUUUGUGCGGCCAGACUACACGAAAGGCGUCAUGGAAACCUACAGAGAUUUCGUGGCGGGCUACAUCAAGGCGACUCGCACGCUGGACAUCAUCUACUUUGACGCGCGGCCGAGGGAGACCCCAAACCUGCCGAGCUGGGUUCCGGACUGGAACGCCUCGUUCGGCGCGGAACCCCUCGUCCCAGACCACACAGUGUCGAUUUCAGCUGAAGUGCCGCUGAUCCAGGAAGAGCUCGCCAAAAACCAGCAGAAGGACGCCACCGCCAGCUUCGACUUUGACACUGACGGCCUGAGCCGCCUGAUCGUCGACUGCUGCUUCUUCGACACCGUCGACGGCGUCAGCAAGGCGGGAGAGGUCGGCUGGCAGGGCGCCGAAGCCAGGCGCCCCAUGUCGCAGUCCCAGCAGGCGCACUCGGCAUACGGAGGCGAGGAGCCCACCUUCGACGCCGUCUGGCGCACCCUGCUCGCGAACAAGGGCUUCGAGGACGGGGAGCUCCUGCCAACGGCGGGUGGCAUCCUCGCCGCCUCCAUGGCCCCCGCCAACGUUGCGGAUCCCAAGAGCGGGCCCCGCUUCACGAGCUACUGGGAAAACCUCAAAGACCUCAAGGUGGCCGACAAGACCGUCGAGGAGUGGAUGAAGUGGGGGAGGGAAACCCUUCCCGCCCCGCCCUUCACCCUGGAGGAGCAGUUCGAGGUGGAGAGCGCGUUUGUCGACGUCUGGUACUUCCGCCGCUUUUUGACUACGACGCGCGGCUAUACCGGCGUGGCCUCGUGCGAAACGGAGCCUGGGGAUUGGGUCUGCGUCCUCAAGGGGAGCAAGCUCCCAGUCAUUCUCAGGCGGGCUAAGAUAGGCGGCGACAACGAGACUGCUAAUCCCUCGUCGGGCCACUGGACCUUGGUUGGACAUGGAUACGUUCAUGGCAUUGUAGAGGAAGCGCAGAGCAAACCGUUUGUGACUGCUAGCAUCAUCUAAUUGAAGGUAUUAGUGAUAGCUGUUUGAGUAGUCUGUAGAGCAGAGUCAAGAGCUUAUAUAGUCAACCCAAAUGCACGAGUACUGUCCUUUACUGCGACUGUCAAGUAGGAUGGCAACGAGUGGUAAUCAAGCUAUAAUCCGCUGCUG
Molecule: messenger RNA, 2268 nt
Organism: Phialemonium atrogriseum
Lineage: Eukaryota; Fungi; Ascomycota; Sordariomycetes; Cephalothecales; Cephalothecaceae
Product: heterokaryon incompatibility protein-domain-containing protein
Exons: 1
Coding region: 238-2121 (627 amino acids)
Source: RefSeq, a predicted model, not a curated record